AUGGAAACAUUACACGAGAAUUCCGAGUUCAAGGUCCCCAUGCGGCCGAUUCAAGAUCAGGCUGAAUCUCAACAAGUAUUUCAGUGGCAAAAAGUUACCAGGUUCUUCGGCAAGAGGAAGGAAUCACUGUCCAAUGCCGCCAGCUUCCCAAAGUACAAAAUCUCCUUCAAAAAAGAAUACGUUUACAAAAUUAACCGGCAGAUCCUGUCUAAUAUCUCCACCAAGGCGGGCUCCGUCUAUCCUUGCAUCGACCAGGAUGAGUCUGCAGACAACACCGUGACCCAGUUCUUCGUGUCGACGGGUUACAGUUACCGGGGGCUACUGUUCCCCACCUUAAACCACUCCUUCAGAUCUAAGGAGCUGGAGAAACUGUACCAAAGCUACUUCGCCCGCCAACGGCGGAAUUCUGUCGUGGUGAUGAACUUGAUAGACUGCUUGACCAAGCUCACCAUUCUGAUGGUGUAUUAUUUCCUAUCGCCCCAGCUGGUCGAACCCACGAAGAGUGGGCUAACGGGCCUCAUCAUCCUCUUUUCAGCAAUGCUGUGUUUCAUGGUCCAGGCCGGCAAAGACGCCAUCUCGCACAACUACCUGCAAUACAUUGGCCUCGCCACCUGGUUCUACCAGACUCUACAGAUUCUCCUGGUGGUGGGGGUGGGCUUGGAGACCAACGAGACGUGGUACAUUCUCUACAUUGUGUUCGGCACCUAUACCAUGCUGCCUCUGCCGCUGCUCUGGAGUAUCCUAGCUGGUACCCUCUCAUCAGUCGGCCACCUACUCGUCGAGGGAUUCCGCUACUCACAAGGUGUAAUUUUCACUCACCAGAUCUCUGUCAAAGUGCUUUUGUUGGCUUGCAUGAACAUCAGCAGUCUCUUUAUCAGUUAUCUCACUGACCGGGCACAGCGAUUGGCUUUCCUGAAAACUAGACGGAGUAUUGAUGGCAGGCUGCAAUUGGAGAAAGAAAACGAAAGACAGGAGAAGUUGGUACUGUCCGUGCUCCCACAGUUUAUGAUGCUUGAGAUCGUUCGUGACAUGUCUGAAGACGUGAGAAUGCUGCAAGGUUUCCACAAGAUCUACGUGCACCAGUAUGAGAAUGUCAGUAUAAUAUUUGCAGAUAUCAAGGGUUUCACCAACUUAUCGAUUGUUCUGCCACCACAUGAACUUGUCCUCUUGUUGGAUGAACUCUUUGGGCAGUUUGAUGACCUUGCUGAGAAGCACGGCUGUCUGCGAAUUAAGAUUCUUGGGGAUUGCUACUAUGCGGUGGCUGGAUUGCCUGAACCACGCGCUGACCAUGCUCACUGCUGUGUGGAACUGGGUCUGGGUAUGAUCCAAGCAAUUCGGAAGAUCCGCUUGAGUUUUCACUCAGACAUGGACAUGCGGAUCGGAAUCCACUCGGGGUUUGUCCUGUGUGGGGUGCUGGGUCUGCGCAAGUGGCAGUUUGAUGUCUGGUCACUAGAUGUACACAUUGCCGAUGAGAUGGAGAACUCUGGUCAGCCUGGGCGAGUCCACAUAUCCGAAGCUACGUUACAGUGUUUAGAAGGCGAUUAUCAAACGGAAGAGGGAUUUGGCCAUCAAAGGAGCAGCCUACUGGCACAGUAUAAUAUCCGGACUUACUUCAUCAAGCAGCCGUCACACUUAGCCAUAUCAAAACGAAGACAGUCCAGCAUCAGUCGUCCGAUCAUGAUGCAGGAGCGGAAGAGGGAGAACACCCACUGCAGCGUGCUGCAGAUAGACAACAACCUGCUGCAUUUGAUGGAGUCUGAGACCCCCUGGAGGCUUGACCAUCCCUUUAACAGGAUCACCAGCUUGAAUAAAAUCAUGGCGGCCCUGAUAAAGAAAUGUAAGAGAAAGGUAGACAGAUCUAAGGCUCAGCAUCACAACCCUGCCAGAUUUACUGAGGUGAACACGAGAGUUGAGAAUGCCAUUCAGUUGCGUAGCAGUGACAGACUACGGGCAGCCUACAUCAACGAGGUCACUCUGGCCUUCAAGGACCAUGACAUCGAAAAGAAGUAUCGCAGGAUCCGAGAUGAUGUGUUCACCUCCAGCAUGGCCUGUACCCUCCUCAUGCUGCUGUUUACCAUUGCCGUACAGAGUUUGUUUACAGUGCCCGAGGAAGAGAUGAGGCUCGGCCAUUUCAUCUGCAUCGUGCUCAUCCUCUGCUGGCUUCUGUGCUGCACCAUGGCUGAGGGAUUUGCCUGCCUCCCGAAGGCCAUGCACGAAUUGUGCUGUUGGAUACAGGAGACAUACAGUGUGCGGACCACCAUCAUGGUCUUCUCCAUCUUGAUUAAUUUCAUCUCAUCCAUUUAUGACAUGGUUUGGUGCCUGAAUUUGAACUGGUUUGAAGAGAUUGGGUAUAAUGUGACCAAGUGGACAAACUCUAGCACGUGGGCAAAGAGCAUCUGCAGUCAGCCGGAGGGCUCGGCAGGAUGCGCUCCACACCCUGGAGACGAACUGGGGACCGCGGUCCGAGACGAUGUCGGCGGGGAUUCCGUGGAGGCGGAAGACGUGGCGGACAAGGAGGUCAGCGGUCUCUCGGGCCGAGGGGAGCCUACAAAAUGCACAGCUUUCGAAAACCUGUCCACCACGGGGCAAAGCGAUCCAUCUUUCUUCUCCACAAAGAACCCGGCGGCCACAGGGGAGGAAGAGGGGCUGAUGAGGCCGGCUGCGAGAGACUCGCCCAGGACUACUGUUAAGGGCGGAGUGCGGUGGGUUACCCGAGCCAGCAGCCUACCGUCCAGGCCCCGGGCCUCCAAGGGGGUGGUGAGUGGUUCCCGAGGGAUUCCGGCCCGGGCGGCUACGUCCUCAUCCAACAGAUUCCCCUCAGCGCCGGAAUCAACUAGGGCCGAUAGGGGCAAGGACUGUUGCUGGAAAAUCACAGUGGCCGGGUUUGGGGGGCUGAAGGGAGUAUUGUCCACCCCAGCUGCAUUGGUUCUUCUUCAAGGACAGAUGGAGCAGGAAGGACGCUUAGAGGAGCCAGGGAAGGGGAAUUGGUGGAAGGUAGGGAAACAGGGCGUGGAUUUGCCCGAGGAGCUGGGUGACCUAGUCUUUUCCCUUCGACGCUCACGCAACCGGUCAUCCAGCCUGGUCGCUAAAGAGAUUAACGCGUCCAGGCUGUCCGUGUCAUCUUUCGCUGCCAGUUCGUCCUUAAUCCUUUCUGCGAGACCCUGUGGGAACACCUCCCGUAGGGCCUCGUCGUUCCAUCCCGAGUCGGCUGCGAGGUUUUUUAUGCUGGUUGGUGUGCCAACCAUUGUCACUUGCGCUGUCUUUCUCCAUCUGCAUUCGGUUGUGAAGAUGUUGUGUCUUGCAGUGAUCAUGGCCAGCUACAUCUACAUUACUGAAGUCACCCUGGAUCAUGAUAAUCCUCAAACAUCAGUGACCAGUGUCUACGUCAAGUGGCAUCGAGGAAUCAUCGUCGUGCUGAUGUUAAUGUUUGUCAUAACUGUGUUUUACCAUGGGCGACAGGUCGAGUCAACAGCACGACUGGACAUCCUAUGGAGGCUGCUGGCCAAAAUGGAGGUGGAGCAGAUGGCGGAGUUACGGCAACACAAUGAGAACCUGCUCAACAACAUCCUGCCAAGCCACGUGGCACACCACUUCCUGAACCGGGAACCAGACAACGAGGAUCUUUAUUUUGAGUCACACAAUGAUGUGGGGGUUCUGUUUGCAUCUAUCCCAGAAUUUAACGCCUUUUACUCACAGGCAGAGAGCAACCAGCAGGGAAUGGAGUGCUUACAGCUGCUGAAUGAGAUCAUUGCUGACUUUGAUGAGCUCCUAAGUGAAGAACGCUAUGAGAAAAUUGAAAAAAUCAAAACCAUUGGAAGCACGUACAUGGCAGUGUCAGGGCUGACUUUACCGAUGGAGGAGAAUCCUGAUGCCUGGCGCCACCUCUGCACCCUGGCGGACUUCUCUCUGGCUCUUGAGAACAUCAUGCUUGAGAUUCAUAAGCAUUCUUCCAUCAACUUCACGCUCCGUGUUGGGUUCAGCCAUGGGCCGGCAAUCUCCGGGGUGAUCGGCGCAAAGAAGCCCCAGUUUGACAUCUGGGGCACGACGGUGAACUUGGCAAGCCGCAUGGACAGCACAGGGGUCAGUGGCAGGGUCCAGGUGCCCGCCCAGACCCAGCAGAUCCUCCACCUUCACGGAUUCGCCCUGCAGUACCGGGGGCCCAUCUACGUGAAGGGUGUGUCGGAGACACAGGGAAAAGUGGAGACCUACUUCCUGACCGGCAGAGUGGAAGAGGGGGUGAAGCACAAGUGGAUGAGGAAGCAAAGUGCACAGCGGACCCUGUCGGCUUUCGUCUCUGGGCUGGUGCAGAAGAAGAACCUGGAAGUGUCCUCCAUCGGGGAGCAGGACAACUGACCCGGGACCCCUGCCUCCAGCAAAAGCCCAGGCCAUGGUCCAGUCAGACAGGAAGUGGCCAUCGAAUUCCAUUGUACAUUGCGGAUUUAGGGAAGACUUUGUAAACGCUGAGAUGAAAUGGUGUGUGACAAGAGACUGAGGUCAGUAGUCACAGAGAUGGCCAGGCUCCCCGGAGUCUCACCACCGCCCUAAUCACUGUCAGAAUCGAUGGGGCUGGCUCCCAGGUGACCAGCAGUGGCCCCAGACUCUCUGCAAGACCUUCAUGCUGUGGGAAACAUGAGGCCUGUACUCAAACAGCCGCUCCUCAUUGUAAGCUGGGGUAGCUGUGAAACGUCUCACAAAGCCUGGCUGGGACUGGGGCAGAGGGAAC
Molecule: messenger RNA, 4723 nt
Organism: Hypanus sabinus (Atlantic stingray)
Lineage: Eukaryota; Metazoa; Chordata; Chondrichthyes; Myliobatiformes; Dasyatidae
Product: adenylate cyclase type 8-like
Exons: 21
Coding region: 1-4353 (1450 amino acids)
Biological process (GO): intracellular signal transduction; cAMP biosynthetic process; adenylate cyclase-activating G protein-coupled receptor signaling pathway
Cellular component (GO): plasma membrane
Molecular function (GO): adenylate cyclase activity
Source: RefSeq, a predicted model, not a curated record